Molecule: messenger RNA, 1245 nt
Organism: Oppia nitens
Lineage: Eukaryota; Metazoa; Arthropoda; Arachnida; Sarcoptiformes; Oppiidae
Gene: Pex16
Product: peroxisomal membrane protein PEX16-like
Exons: 4
Coding region: 88-1188 (366 amino acids)
Biological process (GO): peroxisome organization
Cellular component (GO): peroxisomal membrane
Source: RefSeq, a predicted model, not a curated record
GAAGUGUCAGUUAAUGUAAACACCAAUUGAUGUGUGAUUUAAAAGGUUUUGUUUUUGUUUAAGUGAUUGAAGUGAUUGUCAGUCGAUAUGGAUAUCAAUACAUCAUCUGAAUUGGCUUUUAAUGCCAUUAAACAAAGUUUCAAUAAUUAUAAAAACUUUAUAAAACAAAAUCCAAUAAUUGCUUCAGAGAUUGAGUCGGCGUUGCGGUGGAUAUCGUAUCUGAUAACAGCGACCAAAUUAAACAACAGUCACAUUGUUUCCGAGUUGUUGUACUCGUGUUCGUCAUUAUUAUCCCUUUUGAAUGAUACCAUCUUAAGGAAGUCCUAUAACAUUAAGAUUAAUGCCAACUCAGUGGUAGAAAAUCUUGAGUUAGUUCUCACAUUCAUUGAAUACAUUCAAGUCUUCUCCGAGUUUACCGCAUAUCGAGUCUAUGGUUUAGUUGGCAAAUGGGUUAUUGUUUCUGUUAUUCAGAUAACUAAAGUGAUAAUCCGCUUAAUACUUCUGCUGAAGUAUAAUCAGGGUCUUCAAAGACAUCAAUUAAUUCCAGCUUUAGAUCGUUCCCGUGAUUUAUCACUUGCAGCUGAUUCUCCACCUAAUGGUCUACAUUCAGCAAGUUCUUCCGCUUCAGUUACUGAAGACGAGGACAUAGAGUCGGCAACAUUUAAGCUCAAGAGAACGGGUCGUGUGUUGCGAACCAUAGAGAGUGCACCGCCGAGAACGCAGCGGACAUGGCUCUCACCACAGGAUAACUUUAAUAUAAAGCGAAUCCUAGAAAAGCAAAAACGAACAGCACUUCCAUCUGAUUUAACUGAUUUACAGAUAAUCGGCGAAAUCUUACAUAUUUUGAAACCAGUUUUGCAUUUAACAUCGUUGGCUGGUUUUGGACCAAAAUCCUGGACGCCGUACUUAUUGUCAUUAGGUUUGGAUGUAACCAGUCUUCGGUUAUUAAGUAAUCCUCCAAAUAAGAUGUGGAAUUUAAAUGAAAGAAUUGAAUUAACUCAGCGAUCAUUUAGUUUGUUGUUAUACCUCAUGAGAUCUCCCUUUUAUGAUAAUCAUACAAAAGAGAGAAUAUUGAUUGUCUUGAGAUUUAUGGUCAAUCAUAUUCCCAUUUUUGGACGACUUAUUCGACCAAUUAUUGAAUAUUUACCUGAAUGGCAAAAAACAUAUUUCUAUGUUUGGAGUGUUUAGUGAAUUAAUAAUUACCAAUAAAUUCAUCUAUUUUUAACUUUUUAUAUAUAUAUAUAU